Strongylus vulgaris is the source of this 189-nucleotide messenger RNA. Lineage: Eukaryota; Metazoa; Nematoda; Chromadorea; Rhabditida; Strongylidae. The record is from the annotation of a GenBank genome assembly.
AUGUACUCAGCAAGUCGUUCACAUCGAGCGGAGACGAGAAAUCGUACCAAAGAUGAAUUACGGAAAGUUAUCAGUUCCAUAGAAAAAGUCAGAAAAUGGGAGAAGAAAUGGGUUCUCAUCAAGGACACCUCCAUAAAAAUUCAGAAAUGGGUUCCUGGUAUGUUGUUAUCAUUUAUAAUCAAUCACUGA